Molecule: messenger RNA, 1808 nt
Organism: Melitaea cinxia (Glanville fritillary)
Lineage: Eukaryota; Metazoa; Arthropoda; Insecta; Lepidoptera; Nymphalidae
Gene: tfc
Exons: 6
Coding region: 1-1092 (363 amino acids)
Biological process (GO): biological process involved in interspecies interaction between organisms
Cellular component (GO): external side of plasma membrane
Molecular function (GO): carbohydrate binding
Source: RefSeq, a predicted model, not a curated record
AUGCGUGUUUUUGCGAACAUGAUGGAUGUCGAUAGGCUUACUGUACAACACCUAUUAGGAGAAUACGGGGAAGCAGAUAAAAAUGACGUCAAACUCGUUUUAAAAUUUAACCUCCGAACGAUAUACUUGAUUGGUUUUCGCGCUGUCAUUUUUAUCUGUUAUUCUCCUUUCUCCACAGACCCUCACGAGCUGGCGAGGCAGAACGUUAUCACCAAGCAGAUCUUAGAAGCUUUUAUUCAGAAGAAGCUGGGACUAGCUAGCACUAAUGUUAAAGCACCUUCAAUCUUUGAUAUUCUACCAGUAAAAAAGAUAGAAGACAGACCAAUAAGACAGUCAAACAAUCGUAACCUAAAAAAAAUACCAUCAGAAAUAGUAGAGGAUAUACCUGAAGAUGAAGAAAUACCAGAAGAGUCAGAAAUGUCAGAUGAUUCAGAGCUACCAGAAGAUAUGGCAGAAAAUUCAGACGUUCCAGAGAAUUUCGAAUUGCCGGAAAUAUCCGUCCAAGAUUAUGGAGAGGACGACAACUUGCAAAGCGUCGAGAGUGAACAAGUAGACUCCGUUUACUCCGAAGGUAGGAGCAAAAAGUAUACAAGUCAGUUAAUUGAAGGCGAAUCGGAACCUUAUAAUCAAUGUUCAAGUUGCGGCGAUGGCGACGAGCUAGGCGUAACGCGGUGGACGAUGCCUCUUCUUAAAUCUGGAGAAAAAAGAUAUUACCUAGGAAUAUUCUUUAAGGCAAAUUGGUUCAAAGCUCAACAAUACUGCAGAUUCCACGGCAUGCACCUGGCUUCGGUCUCGACACAAGAAGAAAACGACCGGCUAGAGAAAUACGUCAGAGAGUCGGGUUACGGUCGCGAACACUUUUGGACAUCAGGUACAGACUUGGCUGAAGAAGGCAACUUUUUCUGGAUGGCCAACGGCAGGCCCCUCACCUUCGUCAAUUGGAACGCCGGCGAGCCCAACAACUUCAGAUACGAGAACGGUGAAGAAGAAAACUGCCUAGAAUUAUGGAACAGAGACGACAAGGGUCUGAAAUGGAACGACUCACCUUGCUCCUUCGAAACAUACUUUAUUUGCGAAGUUCGAACUGAUUAAUGAACAAAUUUAACAUUGCAUCAAAGGCACAAUUUAAAUUUUAUUUCGAAAGCCUUUAGUACUAAAUGAAGGUCACAAUUAAUGCAAUAAAAUAUCUACAAUUCUUUAUAUAAAAUAUUUUUAUGAUGUGCAAUCAAUACUUAUCUGUACAAUCUUAUAAAUAGUACAUACGGAUAUCGUUAGUACAAUUCCGUCGAUAUUUUAGAUUCAUUGAAUUCUCAUAUUCGUGUCGAAUGCAAUGUUAUGCUAGUAAACGCUUGCUUUGUUGUGAUACCGACAUAGUGUGCUAGAAUUUCGAUUUCUUUAUUUUUAUAUAAUAAUAUUUAAUUUUCUAACAAAAGGAAAAAUUCUACAAAGAAUUUGGUCAGUAGACGUUAAAAAAAUCGCUUGUUAAUUAUUUUCAAUAUUGGAAAUUAUCUGGAAGGUUGCGUCAAUAAAAUAAACUUAUUUAUUUUAUAAUAUUUACUAUGUACGAAAUUAAGUUGAAGUACAAUAUAAUUAUGUUAUGUUAGAAAAAAAUUGGAAUCAAAAAAAUGUUAUUUCGUUCAUAUGAAACGAUCACUGCCUAAUGAUCUAUAAGAAUAAAUCUCUAAACCUAGAGUUCAACGGGAUGCGUAUGUGUCCAUAGUCAAACGUAGUAGGUUAAAUACAAUAGUUACCUUAGAAAUAUUUGUAUAAAUAGACGUAAGUACCAACAAUAAAUAAGAUUACUGUUA